UAAUAGGAAUUGACAAUUGCAAACAAAUCGGUUUGAGACGUAAGGGUUUUAAAUCAUCGGGUAAACGAUUUGGUGUCAAUUUUACGAUUUUUGAUUAUAAUAUCACAAAGGCUUUGAUCACAAAUACAUGGUUUAGUUUCACAAUUAUUGGAUUCACAGUUUUUGAUUAUGAUACCAAUUUUCCAUAA
This is a messenger RNA of Ambispora leptoticha, 188 nucleotides long. NCBI's taxonomy places the organism in Eukaryota, Fungi, Glomeromycota, Glomeromycetes, Archaeosporales, Ambisporaceae. The record is from the annotation of a GenBank genome assembly.